AUGUCCCAAGCCCCAGCGUGGCACGAGGCUUACCCAUCGCCGCGAAAUGUAUCCCUCCUGACGAUCGAACGAGAGGAAUUGUUGACCCAGCUACAGAUGGGCAAGCAGCUAGGCAUUGACUUCCUUCUUGUCGACUUGCGCAGGGCGGAUCAUGAGGGCGGCACAAUCAAAGGAUCUAUUAACCUCCCUGCACAGAGCCUAUACCCUAGCUUACCCACUCUACUGAACCUUUGUCAAGCCGCAGGUGUGAAGCAGGUAAUCUGGUACUGUGGCUCGUCGAAAGGGCGCGGAUCUCGGGCAGCAGGUUGGUUUAACGAUCUUAUCAAAGAUAGAAACGUCGAAGGCAUCAGCAGUAUCAUCCUCAAAGAUGGUGUCGCAGGCUGGGCAAAUGCCGGAGAGGACUACACUGUACUAAUGGAAGAAUACAAUGCCUCUACUUGGGCUUCUCAAAAGUAA
Molecule: messenger RNA, 456 nt
Organism: Exophiala aquamarina CBS 119918
Lineage: Eukaryota; Fungi; Ascomycota; Eurotiomycetes; Chaetothyriales; Herpotrichiellaceae
Product: oxidoreductase
Exons: 3
Coding region: 1-456 (151 amino acids)
Cellular component (GO): cytoplasm; nucleus
Molecular function (GO): protein tyrosine phosphatase activity
Source: RefSeq, a predicted model, not a curated record